GGCCAUUUUGGAACAGGGCUUUGCAACUGUGAUGGUGCCUGGGAGAGCAGGGGGUGUUUUACCCCGAUCCGUGGGACUCAUGAGCUGCUUCUGUAACCCGAGGGUUCAGAUGGCUCCUAAUGCAAACAGAGGCAGGCUGGCUGAGCACCAAGCAGGAAGCCUGCAUCGCCAGUGCACGUGCUGUGGACAGGGGCCAGCGCAGUUGAGGCAGCUUCUUUCAUCAGUGCUAAAAUCAGUGUUUGAGUUGGAUGUGAUUCCGCAGUUUCUGUGCGUUUCACAAAGUGGCUGUGAGUCUUGCAGUGGUGUAAGUCAAGCAGAAGGGGCAGCCAACACGUUUUUAAGGCAUUUUUAAGCUCAGCUGGAAACCUGCAGCAUAUUCAAGUAACAAGUUGCAGCCUUUAUGAAGGAGUUUCUGUGCAGUGAUCCCUCUCUGCUGGCAUUCUUAUGCUUCAAGAAAGAUUGAUCGUGUCUGUUUAACUGGAGACAGACCAGAGUACCAGCUGAUAUAUUGAAGAUCCCACAGGAGAUUCUGUCUGUUGUUCAAGCUUCACUCAUGACUUCUGCAGAAACUUCAGUGCUGUGAAUUUCACUAACCCUGCUGAAGAGCAAGGAGAAGGAAACAGGCUGCUUCUCUUGCUCGCUGCGCUUUGUGGUGGAGUAAACAGCAGCAUGGUGCUGCAGAAAAUGUACGGGAGGAUCACGUCCCCUGACUUCCCCAAUACCUACCCAAAUCACAAGGAGAGAACAUGGAAUAUUACCGUCCCCAAAGGAUAUGCUGUCCGCAUCUACUUCACCCACUUCAACCUGGAGCUGUCCUACCAGUGUGAAUACGAUUACGUGAAGCUGAGCUCCAGUGGGAAGACCUUGGCUACACUAUGUGGAUGGGAUAGUACUGACACUGAGGAGGCUCCAGGCAACAAAACAUACAUCUCUAUUGACAACACCCUCAUGGUUGUAUUUCGAUCUGACUACUCCAAUGAGAAGCCAUUCACAGGCUUUGAGGCCUUCUAUGCUGCUGAAGAUAUUGAUGAGUGCAAACAGCUGUUUGAUGGUGAACCUCUCUGCAAUCAUCACUGUCACAACUAUGUGGGGGGCUACUAUUGCAGCUGUCGGAUUGGCUACACACUGCAUGAAAACAAGAGGACGUGCACAGCCCAGUGUCAGAACCAAGUUUUUACUCAAAGAACUGGAGAAAUUGCCAGCCCUGACUAUCCAGCGCCUUAUCCCCCACUCAGCACCUGCAGCUACAAUAUCCAGGUAGAAGAUGGCUUUCUGAUCACAUUGGAAUUCAUGGAGACCUUUAAUGUGGAGACACACCCGGAGGUGCUGUGCCCCUAUGAUGUACUCAGGCUGGAAACACCCAGAAAGCAGUUUGACCCAUUCUGUGGGAAGACACUGCCUGCAAAAAUCGAGACACAGACUAAUGUUGUAAAUAUUACCUUCAUAACUGACAUGUCAGGAGCACACACUGGCUGGAAGGUGAAAUACACAGCAGUAGGUUUGCCGUGCCCCAGUCCUGAAGCACCACCCCAUGGCCACAUCGCACCAGUGCAAGCACAGUACACUGUGGGUGACCACUAUGCCCUCUCUUGUGACAUCGGAUACGUGCUACUUGAAAAUGAAAAUGUUGUGAUGUCUUUUGUAGCGGAAUGCCAGAAUAAUGCUUCUUGGAGCAAACCCACGGCAGAGUGCAUCAUCGUUGACUGUGGGCAGCCUGAGGCCAUAGACAGCGGUGCCAUUCUGUACCUCGCGGGGCCUGAGAAGACAACCUACAGGGCUGCCAUUCAGUACCAGUGUGCAGCCCCCUUCUACACCAUGAAGGCUGACAGCAGCGGUGCAGGUAAAUAUGUAUGCAGUGAUGAUGGAUUCUGGAAGAACACCAAGGGAGAAAUAACACUGCCUGUCUGUGAACCAGUCUGUGGGAUGCAGAGAAGCGGAGCUAUAGAACGUAUUUAUGGAGGAAGGAGAGCCAACCCUGGACAAUUUCCAUGGCAAGUGAUGUUAAUUACUGAGCGUGGAGAAUUAGGAGGUGGUUCACUUUUGUACGACAGUUGGGUUUUAACAGCUGCUCACAUUGUAGCUGAGCAAAGAAAUCCCUCAACUUUGAGGAUUAAAUUAGGGAUUUUGAACAAAUAUUCAGUUCAUUUUGAGGAAGUCCAGGCAGAACAGAUUUUUAUUCAUGAAGGUUACAAAAACGAUCUAGUCAAUUUUGACAACGAUAUUGCAUUGAUUAAAUUGGAACAUAAAGUCCCAAUGAGUGCCACUAUCUCACCCAUUUGUUUACCUGGAAAAGAAGAAAAAUUUCAGAUGAAGGCCACUGACACAGUAACUGUAUCGGGUUGGGGAAGAACUGAAACCAGGAGCUCUUCUGUGGUGCUGCUGUACACUGAACUGAUGGUCAUCGACCAGAAAGAGUGUACGGAUGCGUAUGCAAAUAAAUCACACAACGGCAACCCUCUUGUGGUAACAGAAAACAUGCUGUGUGCUGGAGUUGAGGGAGGGGGCAGAGAUGCCUGCUAUGGGGACAGCGGGGGGCCGCUCGUGGUCUGGGAUGCUCAGACCAGAAAGUGGUUUGUUGUUGGGAUCGUGUCCUGGGCUUUAGACUGCGCUGUAGCAGGGCAGUAUGGGGUCUAUACAAGAGUAACGAGCUAUAUGCCUUGGAUUGAAAGCACCAUUGCAAAUAAUUCUUAGACUUUUAUUGCUAAUCCCUACCAGCUUUUCGCUGGUUCUUGGAUUAAAAAACAACAAGAAGUCCUACAUGUUUAUUAUUAGGCUUAACUGUUCUUUUCAUUAAAGAAAACCCAACCAACCACUUGAGCAUCCAGUUUUCAUUUUUGUUUUGUCCCAGAAAUUGUUAAAUGACCAUUAAACAUAUGGCCAUCUUGUAAAUAAACUUGAGGCUUAAAAUCUGUUUUGUUUUCUUUUAAAUAGCUGUGUGGAUUCUUGUAGGACUGCGGCAUUACCAGCCAGCAUUUGAAUCAGCGCCUCCAGAGAAAGCAGGCAGAGCAGCAUCAAGGUACCUUAAACCACUUGUAGUGUAUGGGUUGGUAAAGAGUCCCAGUAGCUCCAGCAGCCCUACACACCUGGGGGAGCACACAGACAGAGACACCUCUCAGGCUGUCUACGUUACUGCUAUACUGAAGUGCAGGCACAGCUGCACAACCAUUACCUUAAAGGCCUUCACGCUGUCAGCUGCAAAAACCAUUUCUGUGAAUAUAACUUUACAACAGGACAAACUUUCACAUACAGAUACAUAAAAUAUGUAAUGUCAGUACAGUCAAGAACUAACUGGGAGUAGAUACACAUUUUCUAUAGUAACUGGUUUUUACCAAGCACACCCAAAUGGUGUAUCCUCUUCUGAUGAUGUUAUGUAAAGUUACUGUCUCUUUUAUCCCACGUUCUCUUCGUAGUUCAGUUAUUCUAGAAAGUGCAAUACUGAACGUGAAAUCUUCUUAAAAAAAAAAA
Coturnix japonica (Japanese quail) is the source of this 3465-nucleotide messenger RNA. RefSeq names its product MBL associated serine protease 2 (gene MASP2). Gene Ontology annotation, biological process: complement activation; proteolysis. Gene Ontology annotation, molecular function: serine-type endopeptidase activity; calcium ion binding. Lineage: Eukaryota; Metazoa; Chordata; Aves; Galliformes; Phasianidae. The record is from RefSeq and is a predicted model, not a curated record. Gene Ontology annotation, cellular component: extracellular region.